CGUUAAAGGCGCGUCAAACUGUCUGCCAGACAGUGCGUUCGGUGAGGUUGCAAGUUUAGUGACUGAAAAUCGUUUGCUAUAUCCUGCUGUUACUAGGUAUAUCGCAAUGGCUGAUCAGUUAACAGAGGAGCAGAUUGCCGAGUUCAAAGAGGCUUUCUCGCUCUUUGAUAAGGAUGGUGACGGCACCAUCACCACCAAAGAGCUGGGAACCGUGAUGCGCUCUCUGGGCCAGAACCCCACAGAGGCUGAGCUGCAGGACAUGAUCAACGAGGUGGACGCUGAUGGUAAUGGAACGAUAGACUUCCCAGAGUUCCUGACCAUGAUGGCGAGAAAGAUGAAGGACACAGACAGCGAGGAGGAGAUCAGAGAAGCGUUCCGCGUCUUUGACAAGGAUGGGAACGGUUACAUCAGUGCUGCUGAGCUGCGCCAUGUGAUGACAAACCUUGGUGAGAAGCUGACCGAUGAGGAAGUUGACGAGAUGAUCCGAGAAGCAGACAUUGAUGGAGAUGGCCAGGUCAAUUAUGAAGAGUUCGUACAAAUGAUGACGGCGAAGUGAAGGCCUUGUACAGAUGUUGUAUAAAUAACUUGCCUUUUUUUUCUGUGGAAUUUAUCUGUAAAAUCUUAAUAUCCCCCCUCCCUGCUGUCCAAAGGAACUGCAUGUAAACUGCAUAGGCUCUUGAGUCCCCAUGUCCCUUUCUUUUGCUGUCCUCGUGUUUUGGAGUGACGGGGUGGUUGUACAAACGGGUGCCUGUCGCAGCCCCAGGGGUUGGAGUGCGUUUAAGAAUCGUCACGUCGGCUCCGUUCUGGAUCCGUGGCAGCAUUGGUGACCUGUCACUUGGGGCAGCUAUGUUGCCAUGGAAAUGGCCUAGAGGAGUAACUCUGCAUGGACUACGGACAAAGUGUAUAUGGAAAUCUCUCAGCAUUGCACUACUGCAAAGAAAAUAAAAAAAACUACACAGGUGUAUCUUCUAGGUACACUUAAACUCUUUUUGUAUCUGCUGUUCUUUACCAGAAAACAACUUUGUUUUAAUCUUACUAUGCUUUUUAAUGUUUUACUCACUACUUUUUUAUGGCCUUUGGCCAUGCUUCAAAUAAUCCAUUCCAAGUUGUAUAUUUUUGUUUUCCAAUAAAAUUUACAAUUUACCCAGA
Molecule: messenger RNA, 1149 nt
Organism: Salvelinus fontinalis (brook trout)
Lineage: Eukaryota; Metazoa; Chordata; Actinopteri; Salmoniformes; Salmonidae
Gene: calm2a
Product: calmodulin 2a (phosphorylase kinase, delta)
Exons: 6
Coding region: 107-556 (149 amino acids)
Molecular function (GO): calcium ion binding
Source: RefSeq, a predicted model, not a curated record